GCAACGGAAAAUGGAGGCAAAUAUCAUUGACUUCCUUCUUCACUACUUCAAAACUCUUCUUCUCUCACUAACACACACAUAUUUUGAAUUCUUAUUCCACCAUUGUUAUGGAGCAGAAGCAGAAGCAGAAGGCGAUAUUACAUCAAUUCAAAUCCCAACCCCGGCUCCCUAAUUUCCCUAUUCCAAAUCGUUAUGAUCUUCAUCUCAAAACCGAUCUCUCAGCCUGCACUUUCUCAGGAAUUGUUCGGAUUACUCUCACCAUUGUCGAUAAUACCAAGAUCAUCGUCUUGAAUGCUUUAGAGCUUGAUAUUCAUGGAGCUUCCUACUCUAACUCCAACACCCAGAUAUAUAAACCUUCCGAUGUUCUUCUGGAUGAGGAAGACGAGAUACUCGUUUUGGUGUUUGACGAUAUGCUUGGCGUUGGGGAAGGGGUUUUGGAGAUUGAGUUUUCUGCUCCUCUCAACAGUCAUUUAAAGGGUUUUUACAAAUGCACUUAUGUUGAUGGAGGUGUGAAAAAGAAUAUGGCUGUUACUCAGUUUGAAGCUGUGGACGCACGAAAGUGUUUUCCAUGUUGGGAUGAACCUGCCUUGAAGGCGAGCUUCAAAAUUACGUUAGAUGUAUCAAAAGAGUUGAUGGCACUAUCGAACAUGCCUGUUUUUGAUGAAAAGCUCAUUGGGGAUGUUAAGACCGUUUAUUUUGAGGAAUCUCCACAUAUGUCAACCUAUUUGGUGGCCUUUGUUAUUGGUUUAUUUGAUUAUAUUGAAGAAACCACAGUAGACGGGAUAAAGGUUCGUGUAUAUUGUCCUUUGGGAAAGAGCGAAGAAGGGAGAUAUUCCCUAAGCCUUGCUAUCAAGGUCCUCGAUUAUUUUACCAAGUACUUCUCAAUGAGUUAUCCGCUUCCUAAACUCGAUAUGGUUGCUGUUCCUGAAUUUUGUGGUGGGGCUAUGGAGAAUAAUGGUUUGAUCGUAUAUCGUGAAAACUUAAUGCUCUAUGAUGACUUGCAUUCUAGUGCCAAAAACAAGCAAGUUCUCGCUAUAUGUGUGGCACAUGAAGUGGCACACCAUUGGUUCGGGAAUCUGGUCACUAUGGCCUGGUGGAGUGAUUUAUGGCUAAACGAGGGGUUUGCUACAUGGGUAAGCUAUAUGGCAAUUGAGACAUUGUUUCCUGAAUGGAAAAUGUGGACACAAUUUCUCCAACAGACUGCUAGCGGCCUGGUUAUUGAUGCACUGGAAGAAUCUCAUCCAAUUGAAAUGGAGAUACACCCUGCUCGUUCAAUUGAUGACAAAUUUGAUGCUAUAAGUUAUAAGAAAGGAUCUACAAUAAUUCGAAUGUUACAGAUAUACCUUGGAGACGACAAAUUUCAAAAAGCUCUGAGUGAGUACAUAAAGAGAUACGCUUGGAAAAAUGCAAAAACAGAUGAUUUAUGGGCUGUCAUUUCCGAGGAAUCUGGUACACAAAUAAACUUAAUGAUGGACAGCUGGACAAAACAAAUGGGAUAUCCUGCUAUCUCUGUGAAGUCCAGUGAUAAUACACUUGAAUUUGAGCAGUCACAUUUUUUGUUGUCUGGUCAGCAUUCUGAUAGCCAAUGGAUCAUUCCAAUCACUUUGUCGCUUGGUUCAUAUAACAAACAGAAGAACUUCAUUAUGGAAACGAAGUUUCAUAAGGUUGAUAUAUCAAAAGAUUUUGCUGAUGCUAAAACCACCACUACCCCUGAAACAAUACCAAACACAGGGGUUGGAAAUUUUUGGAUCAAAGUUAACACAAGCCAGAGUGGUUUUUAUAGGGUAAAAUAUGAUGAUAAGCUUGUAUCUCAAUUGAGGAACGCAGUAGAAAACAACGUACUAUCAGAAACAGAUAAGUUUGGCGUCUUAGAUGAUGCAUAUGCACUUUGUCAGGCUGGUCAACAAUCAUUGUCAUCCUUGCUUUCGUUAAUUGAUGUGUACAGGAAAGAGCUCGUCUACAUUGUGACUUCAAGGCUCAUUCAUGUCUGUAAUGGCAUUGUGAACAUUGCAACUGAAGCCAUUCCUGAUUUAGUUUUUGAACUGAAACAACUUUUCAUUAAUGUCCUUCAGUUCUCCGCCACAAAAUUAGGUUGGGAACCAAUACCUGAUGAGGAUCAUUCCAGUGCUAUACUGAGAGGAAGACUUUACACGGCGCUAGCCUCAUUUGAUGACGAUAAAACUCAUGAGGAAGCAAUGCAACGUUUUCAAGCUUAUAUGAGAGAUAGAAAGACCACUCUUCUUUCAGCUGACACGAAGAUGGCUGUUUAUUUGGCUGUGAUAAGGAAAGCUACCGUUUCAAGUAGGUAUGGAUUUGAAUCCAUGUUGCAACUCUACAGAGAAGCUGAUACAGCUGAAAAAAGAGAAGAAAUUUUGCGAAUUUUAGCUGCUUGUCCAGACCAAGAUUUACUUGUGGAAGCACUGGAUUUUCUAGUGUCCGAUGAGGUUCGAGAGCAAGAUAUUGUCUAUGGGCUUGCAGGAAUAAGUUUUGAGGGUCAUCACCGAGCAUGGAAAUGGUUUAAGGACAACUGGGAUCCCAUAUUUAACAGAUACGGUGCUAAUUUUUUGUUAACUAACUUCGUCUGUGACAUUAUCACUCCGUUUUGUAGCAAUGAGGAAGCAGACGAAAUAGAAGAGUUUUUUGCGACCCGUCCACACGAAGCGGUUGCUAUGGAUUUAAAGCAAAGUCUGGAGCAAGUACGCAUCAAGGCGAGGUGGGUUGAGUUCAUUAGGCAAGAUCAUUCUCUACCUGACCUCAUUAAAAAACUUGCUGCCAAAGGUUCUUCUUGAACUAUAUACUCACUGUUCAGUUCAUACUCUAUCUAAAAAUUAAACCAAGGGAGUAAAAAUAUUGAUACGAACUUAUCAAAUAUAUAUAAUCAGACUGAAAUUUAAGUUGUGGAA
Messenger RNA from Cucumis melo (muskmelon), 2903 nucleotides. RefSeq names its product aminopeptidase M1-like. Gene Ontology annotation, cellular component: cytoplasm. Gene Ontology annotation, molecular function: peptide binding; metalloaminopeptidase activity; zinc ion binding. The transcript is spliced from 19 exons. NCBI's taxonomy places the organism in Eukaryota, Viridiplantae, Streptophyta, Magnoliopsida, Cucurbitales, Cucurbitaceae. The record is from RefSeq and is a predicted model, not a curated record. Gene Ontology annotation, biological process: proteolysis; peptide catabolic process. Bases 108 to 2789 code for a protein of 893 amino acids.